CUGGCUCCUCCCGGGUCGCGUGCAUGCGCUCUCCUCCGCGACCUGCUGCGGGAGGGAUCGACCCGAUCGACUUUGGGAAGCUGGGAGGAUCCCUGGCACUGUUGGGAGUUCUGGAACUUUUGCAUCUGGGACCUUGGCAGAAGGAUGAGUGUGGACUGGCUUGGCUAUGGAUAUGCAGCACUGGUUGCUUCAGGUGGAAUAGUUGGGUAUGCAAAAGCAGGUAGUGUUCCUUCCCUAGCUGCUGGUCUCCUGUUUGGUGGUUUAGCAGGAGUGGGUGCUUAUCAACAGUCUCAAGAUCCCAAGAAUGUUUGGCUGUCUCUGAUUGCAUCUGGAACUUUGACUGGCAUGAUGGGAAUGAGAUUCUAUAACUCCAGAAAAUUCAUGCCUGCAGGAUUAAUUGCUGGUGCCAGUUUACUAAUGGUGGGGAAACUGGGACUACAGAUGAUGGAGAAACCCCUUCAGCCAUAAUUGUACAGUGGAUAAGAAGCAGAUGAGUUUCCUGGAGAGACAGCUUUCUGAAUGCCUACUUGAAAUAAGAAGACAACCAAAAUUCUCAAUUCUUUUCAAAGGGUACAGCACAGGAAUGGGCAUAGUUUGGUAGGAGUACAAAUUAGUUCAAACGGGGUGAGAGGAUCUUUUUUGCUGAGACUGUAUACAGCCUGGACUCUUUCCACCCUGGCAUGCCAUGUGGAAGAAUAUUUAAACUACAAAACAUGUUUCAGACCAGAAAAUUAUCUUUAUUGGCUGUUGUUGCUGGUUGCACAAAGGCCAGAUCUACAGCAUUGCAGCUUUCAUGGUUUACUUUUUACACUUCCCCCCAAAGCUGUGAGCAUUUUAAAAUGAUGUAUGGGAAAAACUGCUGGUGGUAACCAAUAUUGCAGAUAUCCAUCAUGUGGUAUGCUUGCUUAACUCAUACCUUACUUUUCUGUCCCCACAUCUGAAUGCUGUAAAUGUACUCAACUAGAAAUUUCUAUCUGCCCUUAAGUAGACCUACAAUCAAGAGAAAGCAUUUAAGACUAUAGCCUACAAAGCAGUGUUUUUGUCUCUAAAAUCAGGUUAAAGUUUGCUAAUUUUCAUUGAACAGACUUUAAACAAUUACUUGUUUGCUAAUAAAAAUAUGGAGUGCCCCCAAAAAACCACUUCUGGGGUUGGAGGAAGACAUAUUUUUGUGUGGAAAGUGUGUGUCUUUAAGUAAAUUUGAUAUUCUUUGGUCAAUAGUACCUAAAAGUAUUGAUUAGAUUUCUGCCAAGGUCCUUCAGGUAUAGUAUUGCACUGGUCUAGAGUUCUGUGGAUGUAGAAAGAGACAUAUUAAUGGAGACUUCACUUUUACAGAACUUGUGCCUUAUUAUAAUUAUUAUUGCUGUCCAGGAUUGAGUACCAACUUAGUGGGGAUACAGGCGAGACGCCGCCCCUUUCCCUAGCGGAUCAUUGCUGCGUCAACCGCACAUCAUGGCAACAAUGUGUCUGGAAAAAGGAGUUGCGUUUCUCUGCUGCCACCGAGGCACCAUUAGCGCCCUUGAGCGGUGCGGUGACGUCCCUUAUGCACUGCACUGUUUGGACAUGGCACAUGAGGCAUGUCAUCAGCGUACACACCAUGAACGUGCAUGUGCCAAAAUGGCACCCAUAUGGUCAGCACGCUCCGCUCUCUUGAGCCCUAAAAUCGGCCCCAGGCCGGCGCAUAGCACCAGUCUGUACCAGGCCUUAUUCAUAUUUAGAGUAGGCCAACUGAAAGCAACAGAGAGUAAUCCUCCUGAUGAAACUAGGUCUGUGGAAUUCAGUGGCCAUACCCUAAGUCUGAAUCUAAUCUAUUGCUCAAUUUUUUUCAAAAUAGCUUGUCUAGUAUUGAGGUCUGCCUUCUCCAUGCAUUUUAGCCCUUUAUCUUUUUAUCUAAACACUAAUAAUAAUAAUAAUAAUUUAUUUAUAUUCCACCUUUUCACAGGGGAAUCAAGGCAGAUUACAACAAUUAUGACAAUAAAACCUAAGUGUAUACAUUUUCCCCAUGUUUUUAGAAAUGAUUUGUCCAACUAAAGUUAAACUGUUUAAAGGCUGGGUUCCAAUGGGAAAUAAACAUAUUGAAUGCUGUGGA
Messenger RNA from Sceloporus undulatus (fence lizard), 2086 nucleotides. RefSeq names its product transmembrane protein 14C-like. Lineage: Eukaryota; Metazoa; Chordata; Lepidosauria; Squamata; Phrynosomatidae. The coding region runs from base 145 to 468 and encodes 107 amino acids. The record is from RefSeq and is a predicted model, not a curated record. The transcript is spliced from 5 exons. Gene Ontology annotation, cellular component: mitochondrial membrane. Gene Ontology annotation, biological process: regulation of heme biosynthetic process.